Molecule: messenger RNA, 1689 nt
Organism: Adineta steineri
Lineage: Eukaryota; Metazoa; Rotifera; Eurotatoria; Adinetida; Adinetidae
Source: the annotation of a GenBank genome assembly
AUGGCAUCUAAGGUAAAACAAGCUUUAACACAUGAUCAAUUAUGGGAAGUUUUAACUGAUACACCAGCAGAUACACCAGAAAUUGUACAACGUUAUCGAAAUUAUACAUCACCAAAUGUAUCUCAACCUCGAGUUCAUCCUGGACGUGCAUAUGACCCAACACAUCGUAACGAAACACAUGGUGAUCAAGCAAAUUUAGGUGAUGGAAAAAAUGGAGAAAUAAUUAAUCCAAAACCUAUGACAAGUUUCGAAAAUCGUUUAUAUAAUUUAAAUGAACUUGUUUAUGAAAGAAAUAGAGAAAGACUUAAACUCGAAAAAUUAUUACCAACAACAGUUGAUAAAUAUAAAACAACAUUUGGAAGACCAUCAGAAGCAAGUGAUAAAGCAGGAGAUAUUGUUAAUCCAAAAAAAUCACAUACACAAAUUGAAUUUGAAUAUGAACAACCACGUAGCAUGUAUGUGUUCAGUCAUAAAGAUUUUGAACCAGGUGAACAACUUGAACGUAAUUAUUAUGGAGGUGAUAUAAUUCGUAAUCAAGUUCAUGGUGUUCCAACACCAGUUUAUGCUGAUGGUCGUCAUGCACGUGAAGCAUUAAUAUGGCAACGAUCAAAUUAUUCAACACCAGUUGUAUCGCAAAUUGUCAAUGAAUUUGAUGAGUCUCGUAGUGAUAAUGCUGCUAUACGUACACGUCGUUUUCUUGCUGAAACUGGUUUACCAAUCGAUCAUCGUUUUGGAUUAGUAUCAGGAGCUGAUCGUUUAUCAGCUGGUGAAAUCAUCCAUCAACGUGCCAAUGUACCAGCUACAUUUGAUGAAAAAUCUCAAGCUGCCUUAUCUAAAUUACGUACACAAUUAUGUUCACUUCAUAUUCAAACAUUUAAAACACAAUUACAAGCAUUUCAAUAUUAUGAUACAAAUCAAGAUGGUCUUAUAUCAAUACAAGAAUUAUUAAAUACAAUCGUGAGAAAUUUUAAUCUUCAAGUAUCGGAUAGUGUUAUUGAUGCAUUAAUGUUACAAUGUGAUCAAGAUCGUGAUGGAAAAUUAAAUUUUCUUGAAUUUAGUAAUUUUCUUUGCUAUCGUGUUGGACAUACAAGUGGUCUUGAAAAAUUUAUCAAUGAUGAAAAAAAUAAAAAUAAAACUACUCCAUCAUUUGGAAUGAUUAAAGAUAAUCAAGGUCGACCAAUAAUGAAUAUAUCGGAUCUUGUUGAAGGUAAAGAUGGAAAAUAUUAUCCACGUAAACUUGUUUCACAAAUUGAUGAAAUGGUACCUGAUGGUUGGAAAACAAGUUAUGAUAAAAUAAAUGAUGCACCAUUACGUCUUGAACCAGUCGUUAAACGUCAAUAUGGUUUACCAUCAGUUGUAGUAAAUAAUCAAAGAUAUGCUAUAGCAAAACCGAAUACAACAAACCGACCACCAUAUGGUUCGAAUACAAUUGUUGGUGCUUUAUUAGCACCAUCAGUAUGGAGUGAUCGUGGUUUAACUGAAGAUGAUUUAUUAGUACCAAAAACAAUGGAAGAAAUGCGUGAUAUAUUUGCUAAUGCAAAUGUUUAUGUAUCUGGUGAAGAUUUCGUUUAUGCAUGGACAACAGCAGCUGCUACGAAUGAAUAUGGACAAGUUAGUGUAGCAACAUUUAAACAAGCACUUGAUGAUAAAAAUCGUUCAUUAGGCAAUUUUGAAAUUGUCUAUAAAUAA